AUGACAAAUCUCUUGCCAUCAUUUUCAUUUUCAGUGAUUCCACUUAAUCAGCAUAAAUAUGAAACCAAAUGCUCCUUUUUUCACACUUCCUUGGAUCAGAACCAACUUGUUAGUAAAAGUUUGCAAGAUCUCAUAAUACCCUUUUCUUUGAAUUUUACUUCAAAGCUGUGUGCCACGUCAUCAAGGUUGUCUAUACAAGAAACUGAGCAGAAACAAUCAGAAGAUAUCAAAACAGCAUUGCCUUAUUUGUUUCGGACAGAAAUAGGUGAAGGUUUGGUCAAAGUUUAUGUCAAAAAGAAAAAAGAUACUUAUUUUGUUUAUAUUGAGGUUUCUUCUUUAGAGUUAAGUAACGUUGAAAGGGAAACAUUUGUCUUGUGUUGGGGUGUGUAUAGUCAUGAUUCCUCAACUGUGGAUUCUGGGAAAGGGAUGAAUGUGAUUCCCUUUGUGAAAAAUUCUCUUGGAAAAUUUUCAGUUGAAUUGGAAUUUGGUGUUGGACAAGUUCCUUUCUACUUGUCUUUUUUGUUGAGAUUGUCUGGAUUGGAAAUCAGAACCCAUUUGAAAAGGAAUUUUUGCGUGCCUGUUGGUUUUAUUCGGGGUCGCCCGUCUCCGUUGGGGAUCUCUUUUUUCCCUGAUGGGUCUAUCAAUUUCGCAGUUUUUUCAAGGCAUGCAGAGGGUGUGGUUUUGUGUCUGUAUGAUAACAAUGAUGACACUGGUGUGAAGAAGCCUGCUUUGGAGCUUGAUCUUGAUCCGUAUGUCAAUAGGUCAGGUGAUAUAUGGCAUAUCUCUUUGGAGAAUGCAAAGACUUUUGUAAGCUAUGGUUAUCGCUUUAGAGGAGUUAACAGCAAUAACAGUUAUGCUGAGUGUGUUGUUUUGGAUCCUUAUGCUAGAAUUGUUGGGAAUUCGUUUCCUAAUGGUAUUGGGUCGGUGAAGAGCCUUGGAUUUUUGAGAAAGGAACCUGCUUUUGAUUGGGGUGAUGAUUAUCAUCCGAAUUUGGACAUGGAGAAACUAGUGGUGUAUAGGUUGAAUGUGAAGCGCUUUACCGAGCAUGAGUCAAGUAACCUUUCCGGUGACUUAGCUGGGACAUUUUCUGGUUUGGCAAAGAAGUUGCAGCAUUUUAAAGAUCUGGGUGUGAAUGCUGUUCUGUUGGAGCCAGUUUUCACGUUCGAUGAGGAAAAGGGGCCUUAUUUUCCUUGUCACUUUUUCUCUCCAACAAACCUUUAUGGACCUUCUGGUGAUCCUGUAUCUACUAUAAAUUCAAUGAAAGAGAUGGUGAAAACUAUGCAUGCCAAUGGAAUAGAAGUUAUAAUGGAAGUUGUUUUUUCCAAUACAGCCGAGGUUGGUGCUCUGCAAGGUAUUGAUGACUUAUCUUACUAUUAUGCAAAUGGUGUUUGUGGUUUAAAGGUACACAGUGCUUUGAAUUGUAAUUAUCCUAUAAUGCAAAAUUUGAUUUUGGAUAGCCUUAGGCAUUGGGUAACUGAGUUUCACAUUGAUGGCUUCUCAUUUGUAAAUGCUUCACAUUUGUUGAGGGGGUAUCAUGGAGAAUACUUGUCUCGACCUCCCUUGGUUGAAGCAAUUGCUUUCGAUCCUGUACUGUGGAAAACUAAAAUCAUUGCAGAUUGCUGGGUUCCCAAUGACAUGGAAGCGAAAGAGAUUCGAUUUCCUCAUUGGAUGAGAUGGGCUGAAAUAAAUACAAAUUUCCGCAGUGAUGUGAGGAAUUUUCUUAGAGGUGAAACUCUUCUUAGCAACCUUGCAACACGACUUUGUGGGAGCGGAGACAUGUAUUCCGAUGGAAGAGGCCCUGCGUACUCUUUCAAUUAUGUUGCCGGUAAUUUCGGACUUUCACUUGUGGACUUAGUCAGCUUCAGCGGUGCGGCUGAGUUGAGUUGGAAUUGCGGAGAAGAAGGACCUACUAAUAGUACUGAUGUCCUUGAAAGGCGACUCAAACAAAUCCGCAAUUUCCUAUUCAUCUUGUUCGUGUCAUUAGGAGUACCUAUUUUAAACAUGGGAGAUGAGUGUGGCCAUUCCUCUGGUGGUUCUCUUGCCUAUGGUAACACAAAACCCUUCAACUGGGCUGCUUUAAAAACAGGUUUUGGUAAACAAACCACCCAAUUUAUUUCCUUUUUGACUUCCUUGAGAAUAAGGCGGAGUGAUCUUCUUCAGAGUAGGAGCUUCUUAAAAGAAGAAAACAUUGAAUGGCGAGGAAUUGACGAGGCUCCGCCAAGAUGGGAAGAUCCAUCCUGCAAGUUCCUAGCCAUGACUUUGAAGGCCGAAAGAAAUGAGCUUCAAGAGAGCUCUGUAUCUUCUGAUAUAUUAGGGGAUCUAUUUGUUGCUUUCAAUGCAGAUGAUCGUCCAGAAACUGUAGUUUUACCCUUGCCUCCAGAAGGAAUGUCAUGGUACCGCAUAAUCGAUACUGCUCUUCCAUUUCCUGGCUUUUUCUUGAACAAUGGUGAUCUUGUCCUAGAGCAAAUAUCAGGUUUGUCUACUUAUGAAAUGAAGUCUUACAGCUGCAUUUUGUUUGAGGCAAAUAUUAGUCCUAGUUAG
Vicia faba (fava bean) is the source of this 2541-nucleotide messenger RNA. Lineage: Eukaryota; Viridiplantae; Streptophyta; Magnoliopsida; Fabales; Fabaceae. The record is from the annotation of a GenBank genome assembly.